Microsporum canis CBS 113480 is the source of this 912-nucleotide messenger RNA. RefSeq lists its product as uncharacterized. The transcript is spliced from 2 exons. The coding region runs from base 1 to 912 and encodes 303 amino acids. The record is from RefSeq and is a predicted model, not a curated record. Gene Ontology annotation, molecular function: dihydroneopterin aldolase activity. Gene Ontology annotation, biological process: folic acid-containing compound metabolic process. Gene Ontology annotation, cellular component: cytoplasm. Lineage: Eukaryota; Fungi; Ascomycota; Eurotiomycetes; Onygenales; Arthrodermataceae.
AUGAACAAAUCGGCGUGUGACUACAUACAACUGCGCGACGUACAGCUCCCAGUCCCUAUAUAUCUACGAACGGACGCCUGGAAACGAACCAACAGGCCGCAACCAGCUACGUUCUCAGUGCGCAUAUCCUACCCCGCCACCCUCAUUGCCCUGGCCGCAGAAAACGACACGGUUGGUCACACCCUCAACUACGGCACUUUAUACAGAUCCAUUGAAUCCGCCAUAAUAUCCAGCAACAAAGAGGCCGUGGCAGAUGAAAAUGCAGAGGAUCCAACCAAGCGGCCGUCAUAUAGCAAGGACAUCGUGGACAUUGCCCGAACGAUAAGCGAUGCCGCGUAUAAGGUACUAUGGUCAGAAAUCGGGCCUAUAGAACGAGACAAAGACGACCCUAUUUUCAAAGACAGCUGGUUCACGGGGAAGAAAGAAGAGAUAACGGUAGAUCUUCAUCUUCCCAAGGCUAUAUUACGGGCUGAACGCGGAUUAUAUUGUUCACUUAUCACGCGCGAGAGACGGUUCAGGGAGCAUGUAUCUAUGGACUACGACCUGACUGUUCGGAUAGAAGGGAUACGGUGUGCCUGUUUUGUCGGGGUAAAUCCUCAUGAGAGGAAGGAUAAACAGAUCGUGGAGCUUGCAUUGACGUUCCGGGAUAGUAAGGAGGGCUAUCUCGGUCGGAUGAUUCCGAAACAGUACCAGACGAUGGUGUCGACAGUGGCAGAGAGCGUUGACAAAACCUCAUAUAAAACUGUGGAAGCCCUGGCUACGCAUGCUGCGAGGAUAGUGCUGGUCCAAUUCGAACUGGACGAGGUGACAGUCAGAGUCGAGAAGCCUAGCGCCAUGGCCUUUGUAGCGUUUUCUGGUCUCGAGAUCACCCGCACAGCCAGCUUCUUCGGUGUCACUCAUCCGCCUGCAUAG